Molecule: messenger RNA, 795 nt
Organism: Aspergillus homomorphus CBS 101889
Lineage: Eukaryota; Fungi; Ascomycota; Eurotiomycetes; Eurotiales; Aspergillaceae
Gene: nut2
Product: mediator complex subunit NUT2
Exons: 3
Coding region: 42-512 (156 amino acids)
Biological process (GO): regulation of transcription by RNA polymerase II
Cellular component (GO): mediator complex
Molecular function (GO): transcription coregulator activity
Source: RefSeq, a predicted model, not a curated record
CCCAUACUGAAACAUACCCACGACAACACCAUUAUCUCAACAUGGCCCCAACCACCCUGGCCACGGUCGAUCACGACCUGAAAGACAUAAUUCAGCACCUGUUCGAGAUCCAAUCCGCCGUCCACGGCUACCUCGGCCCGGAGACCCAACAAGAGCUAGUCAGAAAGAUCAAAAACCUCACUCUCUCCCUCCAAGCCCUCCAAACGCACACCUCGGACUCGAAUCCAGACGCGACCUCCACCGCACCCACAAGCAACCCCCAAGACCCACCGCUGGGCAGCGUCCAACUCCCGCCGGAGAUCAUCGACUACGUGGACGCGGCGCGCAACCCGGACAUCUAUACGCGCGAGUUCGUCGAGCUGGUGCAGCGCGGCAAUCAGGAUCUCAAGGGCAAGAAGGAGGCGUUCCGCGGGUUUCGGGAUGUGUUGGCGCGGGAGAUUCGCGGGGCGAUGCCCGAGUGUCGCGGGGAGGUGAAGAGGGUGAUGGAGAUGACGGGUGGGGAGGAUCAAUGAUUUGAUUUUGGUUUAGGAGGUGGCAGGGGCUACGGAGAUCGAUGAUCGGGGUGAAAAGUUAAAAUAUCCCGAUGAAGCGGCAAUCUGUGAUCGGAUAUGGGUUAGGAUGGGAUUGGGAUUUGUUUUUUUCUAGAUGGCGUUGCUGGGAGGGUGUGCUGUACUGUACAUAUAUCAUGGCGUUUCAUGUUCAAGGCGCCCGGGCUUGCUUAGCUUAGACGUGUUGGUUCAUCACUGCCGAUCAUUGACGAUACCAGGACAGCAGGGCAGUGCUGGGGACGGCAGG